Histoplasma capsulatum G186AR is the source of this 321-nucleotide messenger RNA. RefSeq lists its product as uncharacterized. The record is from RefSeq and is a predicted model, not a curated record. NCBI's taxonomy places the organism in Eukaryota, Fungi, Ascomycota, Eurotiomycetes, Onygenales, Ajellomycetaceae. The transcript has a single exon. Bases 1 to 321 code for a protein of 106 amino acids.
AUGUCCAUCCCCCUCCACACCAUAACCAGCCUCCGCACGACCUUCUCCCCCUUCAGCCGCCUCUCAAAACCCUGCCGCCUCUUCGUCUCCCUCCUCCAAAACCCUGCGACCGCCUCACCCGCCUCCUCUUCACACAUCAAAAUCGACAUCACGCACCUACCACGCGACUCCAAGCAGCUGCCGGAGAUGACGGUAGGGUUUAAGGGGGGCAAGGAGUUAAGGUUGGAGGUGGGGAGGUUGGGGCUUGGGGUCAAGGAUGUUGUAGAGGAAGUGGGGAGGGUGGGAAGGGUGUUGGCUAAGGAGGAGAGUUUGAAGGGGUAA